AAAGACGUCCCCCCCUGCCCCCCGGGGGGGGCACGUCAGAGCCACCCUGAAGGAGCAGCGGAGACGAGUGCACUGUGCACUGAGGAGCGAGUCGGGAGAGGACUGCCGAGCGCACAGAGAGAGGUCGACCCCACCCAACCUCAGCAACCACUGGCAUGGCGACGGCGAGCACCUCGGGACAGAGCACCUUCGGGCUCGGCAGGAAAAAGAAGAACCCCGGGGUCAUGGAUCAGAUUACAAAGUUCUUCGGAGGAGGAGACAAAAAGAAGAGGAGCAAGGGUUCGUUCCGGGGUCACCUGGCCACUUCACCCCAGCAAUCCUCCGCUCGCCGCCGGACCAAUGAAAACGCUGUGGUUCACUUCUUCAGGAGCUUUGUGUCCUCUCCUCGUCCUAAAUCCAGGUGGAGAGACGCCCUGGGUUUGGCCUCGUCCCCGCGUCCCGAGAGCGCAAAGUCGCCGGUCAGGAGACGCAGAGACCAAAGCACACUGUCCAAGAUCUUCAACCUGUGAUGCUCUCACCAGAGACCAGGAGAAACCAAGUCCCGUCCACCCCCAAAACGCUGGAGCACCAUCUUCUAAGCCCUCGGCCGAGGACGAGGCCGCAGACCCGGCGGGACGAGGGGAAGGAGGGGAGCAGGCGGCGGACUCGCAACCUCCAGAAACGCUAACCCACUAACACAACCCCCCCCCCGUGUGUGUGUGUGUGUGUGUGUGGACGGUGACGUUGAAGGAACACCACCCCCCCCCUGCAGCUUGGCGCUCCCAUGGUGCUAGUGUCCAGCUGUCUGCGGCCUGUGUUUGCUUUUCCUAUUCGCUCCCCGUCGUGUGCGUUUUGUAGUCGAGUGGCGCCGUGUGACCGAGCGAUGUCCGUCUGUGGCUGCUGUGAAACGUUUGUCGCCAAGCAUUUGAAAACACAACUGGAAAUCUGCAGUAUAUGGACUAUAAUAUUGUGUUUAAUACUGUGCCAGCCACUGUUUUUGUUUCAUCGUGCUUUAGUGUAAUUAAUGCAGAUGUACAGUUUGAUGAAAUGAAUAAAAAGGCCCUUUUCAAAUGCACUGUUACGUAACCAAAGAACCCUCGUUGUUUCCUAUGUUGUAGCUUCUGCAUGGAUCUCGUUUAUUGUGAGUUAUCUGGCUGCAUCUUACAUUGAGUUUGAGGUUUUAACGUCCUUUGUGUUUCAUCCUGAAGAUGACGGUUGGUUUAAUGCGAUGGCGAGACAGGAAGUGGUUUGAAGGUUUGAGGUCGUGACCCCGAGGUGGGACGAGGAGUACUGAAGGUCGAAUUCAAAUGUUCUGACACGUAUUUUGUUUUGUUCAUAAUAAAUGACAUUGCCACUCUCGUUCGUACAUGUUUGUAUGUUGACUAACAGGAUGGGCAGUGGAACUGUAAAGGCUGUAUUUUUUCUGACGUCCUGUUUCCUUUUUAAUGCUCAGCCUAACUAAAAAUAAACACAUUGUGUCUCUCAGCUAUUAAAUGUUUUCAAAUCCGA
Messenger RNA from Gasterosteus aculeatus aculeatus (three-spined stickleback), 1488 nucleotides. It is a transcript of the gene mbpa, whose product is annotated as myelin basic protein a. Lineage: Eukaryota; Metazoa; Chordata; Actinopteri; Perciformes; Gasterosteidae. The record is from RefSeq and is a predicted model, not a curated record. Gene Ontology annotation, molecular function: structural constituent of myelin sheath.